Aethalodelphis obliquidens (Pacific white-sided dolphin) is the source of this 2827-nucleotide messenger RNA. RefSeq names its product zinc finger protein 544 (gene ZNF544). The record is from RefSeq and is a predicted model, not a curated record. Gene Ontology annotation, biological process: regulation of DNA-templated transcription. NCBI's taxonomy places the organism in Eukaryota, Metazoa, Chordata, Mammalia, Artiodactyla, Delphinidae. Gene Ontology annotation, molecular function: DNA-binding transcription factor activity, RNA polymerase II-specific; RNA polymerase II cis-regulatory region sequence-specific DNA binding.
CCAUUACCCGCGAGCGCAGGUGAGCCUGGCCCGGGAACCCGCCUGGGGGGUCAGCUGUACCCGCGAGGCCACCCCAGCCCCAGAAGGUGGACACGUUUUCUUCCACUGCCCUGCCUUCUGAGGACCUCUGCCCUCUUCAGGACAGCUUCUCCAGGUAUGAGGAGGAAAUGGAGGCAUAUCCUCAGCAGAUCCUGUCUCAGCCACCUGUGAGCUUCAAGGACGUGGCUGUGACCUUCACAUGGGAGGAGUGGGGACAGCUGGACCUGGCCCAGAGGAUGCUGUACCGUGAGGUGACUCUGGAGACCUGCAGUCACCUGGUCUCCCUGGGGCUUCUGCUUUCAAAACCGGAUGUGAUCGCCCGACUGGAGCAAGGGGAGGACCCAUGGAGGGUGGAGCCGGGACCUCCCCGAGACUGGAAGACUACACUGGAAAAUAAAGAGUCAGCUUCCGAAGAGGGUAUUGCUGUGGAAGAGCCAUCUCACCACAUGGAAAUGAAACACUGUGUACAGGAGGAGGGCCCCUGGUUGGUGUCAUUAGGAGAAGUGCAGCAUUGGAGGGACCAGCUAGGGAAGCACCAGGAGGACUCUCUGAGUCAAACAGUACUUACCUCAGAGAGACAUUUUGCUCAAGGGGGUAGUUAUCUGAGUCUAAGCCUUCUACCUCCAACAUUACCCACAAGGACACAUUUCCAUAAGCUCAACUCACAGGUUAAAAGGUUGAAACAGAACUCGGUUUUCAUUAAUCAUCAGAAAAACUGGGCUGAUCUGAAGUCCUGUGAAGAUCAUGAAAGUGCUAGAGCCUUCUGUCAGAGCACUUACUUGAAUAAAAUUGCAAAUGUUGAAACGGGAAAUAAAAAACCUUAUGAUUAUACUGUCAGUAGUGACUCUUUAAACUGUGGUACCUCCCUUCAUUUUCUUACUAGAAUUUUUUCAGCAGAGAAUGGCAAUGACAGUAAGGACGAUGGAAACAGCAUUAAUCAUAGCAUGUCUCUGAAUGAACACAAGCCAAUGAAUUUUGGAGAAAGUCAGUACGAGUGUGAUGAAUGCCUUGUACAAACCGAAAUAAGUGAUCCUGGAGAGGCACCAUUCAGAUGUGAGGAGGACUGUGGUGCCUUCCACGUGGCCUCAUCUUUUCCUGACUGUGACAUCAUUCAGACUGGAAAGAAGUCAUAUGCAUGUAAUCAGUGUGCAAAAUCUUUCAGCUGUUGCUCUAAGCUUGUUGUACACAAGAGAACACACACAGGAGAAAAGCCAUAUGAAUGUACUCGGUGUGGGAAGUCUUUCAGCCAGAGCUAUGACCUGGUUGUACACCAGAGAACUCACACUGGAGAAAAGCCCUAUGAAUGCAACCAGUGUGGGAAAUCCUUUACCCAGAGUUCCAAACUUAUUAGGCAUCAACGAACUCACACUGGAGAAAAACCAUAUAAAUGUCAUGAAUGUGGAAAAUCUUUCAGGUGGAACUCUAACCUUACUGUUCAUCAAAGAAUUCAUACUGGAGAGAAACCUUAUGAAUGUGCUCAUUGUGGAAAGUCCUUCAGUCAAAGCUCUGACUUUGUUGCACAUAAAAGGACUCACACUGGAGAGAAACCCUAUGAAUGUAACCAGUGUGGAAAAUCUUUCAUUCGAAGCACUCAGCUUAUUAGGCAUCUGCGAAUUCACACUGGAGAGAAGCCAUAUAAAUGCAAUCAGUGUGACAAAGCCUUCACUGGGAGCUCUCACCUUAUUGAACAUCAGAGAACUCAUACUGGAGAGAAACCGUUUGAAUGUAAUCAGUGUGGCAAAGGCUUCACUGGGAGCUCUCACCUUCUUUCACAUCAGAGAAUUCAUUCUGGAGAGAAACCGUAUGAGUGUAAUGACUGUGGGAAAGCUUUUCGGCAGCGAUCUCAGCUUGUUGUGCAUCAGCGAACACAUACUGGAGAGAAACCUUAUGAAUGCAGUCAUUGUGGAAAAGCUUUCAGCCAGAGGUCUCCCCUCAUUGUGCAUCAGAGAAUACACAUUGGAGAGAAACCCUAUCAGUGUAACAUGUGUGCUAAAGCCUUCAGUCAGAGGUCACGCCUUAUUGAACAUAAGAGAACACAUACUGGAGAAAAGCCCUAUGAAUGCAUUGACUGUGGGAAAGCCUUCAAUGAUCGAUCAACCCUUACAAAACACGAGAGAACACACACUGGGGAAAAACCCUAUGAAUGUAAUCAUUGUGAAAAGGCCUUUAGCCAGCGGUGUCAACUUACUAGGCAUCAGAGAAUCCAUACUGGAGAGAAACCCUAUGAAUGUAAUGAGUGUGGAAAAGCUUUCAGUUGUAGUACAUCCCUUAUUCAACAUGAGAAAACCCAGGGAGAGAAACCCUAUGAUAAUCAAGAUGGAAAAGCUCACUGCCAGACUUUCUUUACUAGACAUCAGAUGACCAAGGUAUGAUUCUCAGAGUGUAGUCUAAUGACCAUAUACAUCAGAACUGCUUGGAGUGUGUGUGUUGAAACUGCAUAUUACCAAGCUUACCCUCAGUUUACUAUAUCAGAAUAUCUAGCAGUAAAAUCCAGGAGCCUGCAGUUUCCAAAAGGAGCACACGUGAUUUGUAUAUAUACUAAAAUUUAUAUACUUCUGCAUUUAGGUCAUGAAUAUGACCACUGAUGAAAAACAUUCAGUCAGAGCUCUCGGCAGAAGUUAGAAAACAGAAUGGAGCUGUACCCACCAGAUAAUCUUUUUAGUGCAUACAGCCACGCAAACUCAACCAGACGUUGUCUCCACAUUCAUGGAGAUGAUGGGGAACCGAAAGAUACUCUUUACACAGAGCCCCAAACACUCAACCUAAGAAGAAACAUUGCAUGAGGAAG